Messenger RNA from Hibiscus syriacus, 1244 nucleotides. Its product is annotated as glycosyltransferase BC10-like. Lineage: Eukaryota; Viridiplantae; Streptophyta; Magnoliopsida; Malvales; Malvaceae. Gene Ontology annotation, molecular function: glycosyltransferase activity. Gene Ontology annotation, cellular component: membrane. Bases 87 to 1244 code for a protein of 385 amino acids. The record is from RefSeq and is a predicted model, not a curated record. The transcript is spliced from 2 exons.
UUUGAUCUUAAAAAGGGUGCUCCUUCUUGGUUAUGUUUAUAGGAGGGAAAACAGUGCCAGAAAAGCCUUUUAGGGAUUAAUUAACGAUGCACCCAAGGAUGUUGGGAAUGGAAGAAGGUAAAGACCAUGCCUCUGUAAUAAGAACAAACAUCUCCAGGACAUUGCCUUUGAGACUCCUCUUAUUUUGUUUGUUGUUCGCGGUAAUGGCGGUCGGAUUAUCGAUCAUCUGUAUGUAUUCCGUUCGAUUCUUCAUUUCCCAGCAGACAGGCACAGUGACACCAUCCUCUUUACACCCGUGGUUCUACGAGGCCGAUACCAUAGAAAGAUGGAUUAGGCCUCCACCAAACUUGUGGCAUUCAAUCAGUGACAAUGAACUACUUUGGAGAGCUUCAUUUGUCCCUAAGAUCAAGGAAUAUCCUUUUCUCAGAGUCCCCAAGAUCGCCUUCAUGUUCUUGACUAAGGGGCCAUUGCCACUGGCUCCUCUUUGGGACAAGUUCUUCAAGGGAAAUCAAAGGCAUUACUCGAUAUAUGUCCAUGCAUUGCCGUCUUACGUUGCCGGCUAUCCGCAAUCUUCUGCUUUCCAUAGCAGACAAAUCCCAAGCCAGAUGGUGGAGUGGGGAACGAUGAGUAUGUGCGAGGCCGAGAGGAGACUCCUUGCGAAUGCAUUGCUCGAUAUCUCCAACGAAUGGUUUGUUCUCCUGUCCGAGUCCUGCAUCCCUCUGUAUAAUUUCAGCGUGAUCUACCACUACAUAUCGAGAUCGAAAUACAGCUUCAUGGAAUCGUACGACGAUCCGGGACCUUACGGGAGAGGCCGCUACGAAUCACGCAUGGAACCGGAGGUCGAACUGAGCCAAUGGCGCAAGGGGGCUCAAUGGUUCGAAGUUAACAGGAGGCUUGCGAUCAACAUAAUCGAGGACAUCAAGUAUUAUCCAAAGUUCAAGGAGUUUUGCCAGCCGGCUUGUUAUGUGGACGAGCAUUAUUUCACCACGAUGUUAACCAUCCAAGUACCUUGGCUCUUGGCCAACCGGACACUUACUUGGACGGACUGGUCGAGGGGUGGCGCUCAUCCGGCCACAUUCGGGAAGGAGGAUAUGUCUGAAGCAUUCUUUCAGAGAAUCUUUGAAGGUCAAGAGUGUGUUUAUAAUGGCCACCCAACAGCUGUUUGUUUUCUUUUUGCUAGGAAGUUUGCUCCGAGUGCUUUGGAUCCUUUAUUAGAAUUGUCUUCCAAAGUAUUGGGAUUUUGA